Folsomia candida is the source of this 714-nucleotide messenger RNA. RefSeq names its product gamma-secretase subunit pen-2-like (gene pen-2). The transcript is spliced from 3 exons. Gene Ontology annotation, cellular component: gamma-secretase complex. The record is from RefSeq and is a predicted model, not a curated record. Lineage: Eukaryota; Metazoa; Arthropoda; Collembola; Entomobryomorpha; Isotomidae. The coding region runs from base 119 to 424 and encodes 101 amino acids.
UCCCGCAUUGCACAGGCGAGUGCGCAACUUUUGCUUUCAAUGACAUUUCUCAAAGCCGACCCGACAAAUAUUUUGCAUUUCAAAACGUAAUCUUCUAUCUCAAGUACAAAUUGGCAGAAUGGACUUGUCGAAGGUCAAGGACGAAGUUAAACGCGAUUUGUGUCGACGAUACUUUUUCUACGGACUUGCGUUCCUUCCCUUUCUGUGGGCUGUAAAUGCUGUUUGGUUCUACAAAGAGGCCUUCAAGAGGUCACCUUUUCCAGAACAGAAAGAAAUUCGUAAAUAUUCUAUUCUAUCGGGGUUGGGGGCAAUAAUUUGGAUAAUUAUACUUGGAACUUGGGUCAUCGUUUAUCAAACUAAUCGAGCCUCGUGGGGAGAACUUGGAGAUGACCUGUCAUUCAUUUUACCUCAAGGAAGACCUUAAAUAACUUUCCACUUUUCUACUCAUGUACACACAUACAACACGUUAUUAUUAUUUAGCCUCAUGGAAUGAGGCAUUAAGGUAUUGCAGAUUAACGCAUCGUAUUUAUUUCCUAAUGAACCAUUUUAUACUUAGAAUCUAAGUCUUAGAUCGAUAUUUGAUAACAUAUUAAUUAAAAUUUAAUAUUAAAACCAAACGAAAAAUGUUCCCAAAACGUUCCUGAGUUUGUGUCUCGACAAUGAAAGUACACUUACGAUAUCAUCAAAAAUACGAUAAAAAGUGCAUGAUGCGGA